This is a messenger RNA of Triticum urartu, 1825 nucleotides long. The record is from RefSeq and is a predicted model, not a curated record. Lineage: Eukaryota; Viridiplantae; Streptophyta; Magnoliopsida; Poales; Poaceae.
AGGGGAGGAGGGGAGGGGAGGGGAGGGGAGAGCCCCAAAACCCCAGUCAGUCAGUCCGUCCGUCCCCAAUCCCCAAUCCCCAAUCCCCAAUCCCCAAUCUCUCUCUCGCUCUCCCAAACCAAACCCUAGCCUAGCCUAGCCUAGGUUGCAACAAUGGCGCCGUGAAUCGAAUCGAAUCGAAUCGUGCCGGACGGACGGAGGGAGGAAGAAGAAGCGAAGAAGAGAGGGAGAGAUGGUGGGGCGCAACGAGGAGAAGGCGCGGCAGGCGCUGGCCGCCAUGAAGAAGCUGGGGUUCGGCCGGAAGCAGGCCACCCCCGUGCUCAAGCGCCUCUUCAGGCUCUUCGACAGGCAGUGGGAGCCCAUCGAGGAGGACUCGUACCGCGCUCUCGCCGAAGCCAUCCUCGACGACCAACUCCUUCAACUUCAUCCCCAAUCCCAAUCCCAACCACAGCCCAACGGCGGCGGCAAUGAGGCGCCGGGGCAGGAGGAGGAGGAGCUGGAUACCGAGGAGCCGGAAAUCUCCACCCCCGACCGCCCUUCCACAACCCCUCCUUUCAGAGCCACACCACAGCAAAGCUCCACCUCUUUCAGAGCCCCUGCUCCUCCAUCCGGAUCCACCUCUUUCAGAGCCACAUCCACAGCCACAGCAGGAGGCAUAGUGGAAAGGGGGGUUCUCAACAAUGCCGCACACGCCACACCCUCAGCAACCGCACUGCUCACCAAGCACAAGCACAAGCUCAUGAUGGAUGCAGAGUUUCAGCAGCCUGCCUUCUUGUUUCUCAAACACCCCAAGCCCGAACCCCCUGAACCUCAACCUCAACCCGUCGACAUGGACGCGUCCGGCUGUCGGGACGUGCAGCCUGGCUUGAUUCUCCGCUCCCGCAACCGCAACCGAAACCGAAACCGCAACCUUGCUUCCUCCUCGUCCGAGUUCAAUGCGUUGCCUCCGCCUGACCGAAAUCCUCACCACAUUUCAGGUAGUGAUAAAAACAGGGCAAUUCAACAUCACAGCAGAAAUACAGAGAUGCCUGCUGUAUCUGUGGAGCCAACAAGCAGCAGCACACUCAUCAAUGGAACAGGGUCUCAAGUGCAGGAGAUUGAUGUGGCGUCAUCCCCUGGGGGCGAGGUUAAGCUGUCUCUCAAGUGCAGCGCAGACCCAUCAAAGCUCAACAUGCCUCAUCUGGAAGCAGUAUACAAGAUGGUUGAGGACAAAUACCUCUCCCCCGACAAGCUUCUUCCUCCCGAUUUCUCCAUUCCUGGCCUCAUGGCCGAGAUAUGCCAGAGCGUUGUGCAGCUGGGCACUCAAACUCAACAUACCAUGACGGAGCAUAUUACACAAUCACAUACUGUUGGUAACGGCAGCACGUCUAAAUGCGUGGAGGGUGGUUCAGCGAGUUCAACUCCUGCCCCGCAACCGCAUUUGGCACUUUCAAGGACUACCCAUGAUGUACAUGACAUAUCCAAGGGACAAGAAAAUGUCAAGAUACCGAUAGCAAAUGAAUCUGGCAGAGGAAAAUGCCCACCAUCGUUUUCUUACAUACCAGGCAACGAGGUAUUCCAAAAUGGUAUUGUGAACAUCUCCCUUGCACAGAUUGGUGCUCAAGACUCUUGUGCUGAUUGCUUUGGCGACUGCUUGUCGGCGCCUGUACCAUGCGCUUGCGCAAGAGUCACCGGGGGUGAAUAUGCAUACACACCGGGCGGUUUGGUAAAGCCAGAAUUCAUUGACAAGUGCGUCUCCAUGAACCGGAUUCCUGAAGUACAUCACAAGGUCUUUUGCAAGACGCCAUAUAAAGAUUUUAUCAACCUACACACCUUUCUUUCCUGA